This is a messenger RNA of Prunus persica (peach), 1277 nucleotides long. RefSeq lists its product as uncharacterized. Lineage: Eukaryota; Viridiplantae; Streptophyta; Magnoliopsida; Rosales; Rosaceae. The record is from RefSeq and is a predicted model, not a curated record. The coding region runs from base 184 to 1173 and encodes 329 amino acids. The transcript has 6 exons.
AUCCAAACCAGGCAUUACGUGCAUGCAAAGUAUACUCAAGUUUUCUUGCGGCUUGGCCCUAACAACAGCCUAUUAACUAGCUCUCCUUCCCUCUAAGCUUAGCCUUCAAAUAAACACCAACUUCUUAUGGGUGCCAAAUCAUUACUUGGAAGAAGAAAUUGGGGGGCCAGUUUCAUCUGAAAGAUGGAGUCUUUGCUUAAGCAAAUAAGGGUGAGAUUUUCUGGUGUAAGACAAGAGAAGACUGAACAUGAUCGUAGAAUAUCGCCACAGAAAGCUCAAUCUUUCAAAGAUAAAAGGAAACCCCAGAAUUGGUUCCAGAGACAGCUGUCGGGGAAAAUGAGUCAAGACUAUGAUUCUAACAAGGCAAUAGAGCAUGCAACCGCAGUGGCAGCAGCUGCAUAUGCCAUUAAGUCAAUUGAAGACUCAGCCAUCUCUGAUCAGAAAAAGACCGGCAAUGAGCCGAAAACCUCUUUGGUGAGGAUCAAGAGCAAAAAGGAAGAAACAGCAAUUUCGAAGCCGGAACCUGGAAGAGUUUCCAAACUAUUCCCAGGUUCAACUAAAAGUACUCCAGAACGAGAACAUCCAGAUGGUGCUGCCACAACUGGGAAGGUCCCCGGAAAGGCUCCGUCAAUAAAAAAAACUCCAACUUUUGCUGAUAAGCAGAUGAACAGCACUGACAGUAUAAAACCCGAAACUGCAGCACCACAACCCCUUCGUUCCCCGUCAAUUAAAAACACUCCAACUGUUGCUGAUAAACAGUUGAACAAAGCUGACAAUAUAAAACCUGAGACUGCAGGCCCUUCAAAUGAAACCAUGAGGCAGAGUGCAACAGAACCUGGAACAAGAAAAACACAAGCAGAUAUUUGGGAGGAGAAUAAGCUUACUAUGCUUAAAGAAAGGUAUGAGAAACAAAACGCCACAAUACUUUCCUGGGAGAGCAAGAAGAAGAAGAAAACCAGACACCGACUCAGUACAAAAGAGAGUGAAAUAGAGAAAAAAAGAGUAAAAGCUCAACGAAAGUUCAACAGAGAUAUGGAACAUAUUAAACAGAUUGCAGAGGGAGCAAGGGCACAGGCAGAGGAGCGGUACAGAAAUGAAGUCUUGAAGGUAAAAGAAAAGGCAAAUGCAAUCAGAAAAACAGGGAAAGCUCCUACAUCAUGUUUCUGCUUCUAAGUCGACCAAUUAUAGAUACUCCGCUACUUUCAAGAUUGUAAAUAUUUCUUUCAGAUCCUGUAUGAAACUCAGAGUGCAAUCACAAUAAGAUGGCAGUUCCACCA